Astyanax mexicanus (Mexican tetra) is the source of this 1597-nucleotide messenger RNA. RefSeq names its product scavenger receptor cysteine-rich type 1 protein M130-like. The transcript is spliced from 6 exons. The record is from RefSeq and is a predicted model, not a curated record. Bases 529 to 1251 code for a protein of 240 amino acids. NCBI's taxonomy places the organism in Eukaryota, Metazoa, Chordata, Actinopteri, Characiformes, Acestrorhamphidae. Gene Ontology annotation, cellular component: membrane.
ACUCUCUGUCCAAUAACCUCUUCACACAAAUACAACUGCUCUCAUGGUAAUGAUGUGGGACUUGUAUGUUCUGGUACAGUAUAAUAUGUGAUAUUAUCGUCUAACAUUUCUUUAUAUAAUAUACAGUAUAGGAGAGAACUUGCUCUUUUACGAGUCUCUUGGUUGUAAAUUCAGGUCACACUCAGGCUCGGCUGAUGAACGGCUCAGAUUCCUGUUCUGGUCGAGUGGAGCUCCAGUACCUCAGUGAGUGGGGUACAGUGUGUGAUGUAAGCUGGGAUAUGAGAGCUGCCAGUGUCCUCUGUGCUCAGCUGAAGUGCUGUGGCUGUGUUGGGGUCAGACUGGUUUGGGGAGGGGAGUGGCCGGAUCUGGGCGGAUGUGUUUGAUUGUCAGGGGAACGAAACACACCUGUUAAAGUGUCCCAUUUCAUCAUGGAGUCGAACUGCAUGCUCUCAUAAACAGGAUGUUGGACUCAUCUGCAGUGGUUCUUCUCUGGCAUCUCAUGAGGGUGUAGUGAGAUUGACUGGAGGGAUGGAGUGUGAGGGGGAGGUAGAGGUUUUCUUCAGGCAGGACUGGAGGAGAGUUCUGCUGGACUCCUGGAGUGAGUCUGAGGCCUCUGUGGUCUGCAGACAGCUGGGCUGUGGUUCUGUACUCAACACCUCCAGCUCCUCUUCAUCCAGUCCUGAACACAGCUACAUGUGUGUGACGGGUUUCAACUGCUCUGGGAGUGAAGCUCAUCUGAGGAACUGCAGCAGCUCACAAGCAGUUAACUGCAGCUCCACAGUACAGCUCUACAUCACCUGCUCUGGCUACAGCUUCAUCAGGCUGGUUGGUUCUGGGGGAGACUGUGCUGGAAGGCUGGAGGUUUUCCACAGUGGAUCAUGGGGGACAGUGAGUGAUGAAUUGUGGGAUAUUGAGGAUGCGCAGGUGGUCUGCAGACAGCUGCAGUGUGGAGUCGCCCUCAGUGCUCCAGUACCAGUACCAGCCCGGUUUGGAUCUGGAACUGGACCCAUUUGGCUGAAUGAGGUGGAGUGUGAGGGGAACGAGGUGUCUCUGUGGAACUGCAGAUAUCAGCUGUGUGGAGAGGAUGAAUGUGGACACAAGGAUGAUGUAGGAGUCGUCUGCUCAGAGUAUAAAGAGAUCAGACUGACUGAGGGCUGUGAGGGGAAUCUGGAGGUGUUCUAUAAUGGAACCUGGGGGAAUGUGUGUAACAAUGGGAUGGAUCUGUCGGGAGUUGAACUGUGGAAGAUUUAAGACUGAGAGAGCUACCAAAGCACGAGUGGAAUCAGCUCCUAACAGGCUGGAUGAUGUAAAAUGUAGGAAACAUGACUCUACUCUGUUUCACUGUCCAUCUUCAUCCUGGAGUCAGAACAGUUGUGAUAGAAGCAGUGAGGUGACUCACAUUACCUGCUCCGGAGAGAAGAAACCGCUUGCAUUUGAAAACCUUCAAAAAUUCUUCUUAUUUCCAAACCAGGAUUACAUGCCUAUUAGGUUGAGAGGAGGAGAGGAAAUCUGUUCUGGGAGGUUGGAGGUGUAUCAUAAUGCUGAGUGGGGGUCUAUAUGUGGUGAUCUGUGGGACAUCAGGGAUGCUCAGGUGGUC